AUGAAAGCAUUGGUUUGUCGAGUCUGUCAGAAGGCCUUCUCGAAGGCUGAGCAUUUGAGGAGACAUGAACGUUGCCACACGGGAGCUAAGCCAUUUGUCUGCAAAGAAUGUCGUCGACCUUUCGCCCGCCAGGAUGCCCUUGCGCGUCAUGAAAAAUUGCACAUACGUGCUGCAAAUCCAAAGCUCCCUCAAGGGCAAUAUGUAAAUGAAAUUGCCCAUCCGACUUCUCUCGAUACUCUCCCACCAUGGGAUACUACGAGAGCACCAGUAGAUGCCACAGUAUCAGAGUCCGCUCCGUGUCAGACAUGGGAUUCUUCACAACCUGAGCAGAACCCUGGAUUGCAGCAUGCAGCCUCCGAUCUUGACUUCGGUCUGAUAUGGCCCGAUUCAGAGAACCUGUUUCAGAGUAUCAUGUCAUCGGACACAACAGAUCAAUGGCAGAUGCCUUUGGGGGCACUUCCUUUCCCACCUGUAAUCCAAGAUAUCAAUCUAAUGAGCUUUGGGUCUCCUAAUUCUUUCGACGAUCGUAGUUCGUCAAUAGGCACGAUACCCUCUGGUGGCAGUCAUCAGGCUGUACGAGAUGUCACAGAAAUGGUGACGAGCUCUUCCUCGAGUGUGACGGCCGCAAUAAAGGCAACAUCAAUCACAUCGGUGUUCCUGGAUGAAUGCUUGCAUAUGUUCUUUGUGCGGUUCAUUCCUACAUUUCCCAUCUUACACCGAGCUACCUUUGUUUUCCGAGAGUGCACUCACCCUCUUCUUCUAAAUGCAAUGGCGCUGGGUUCUCUGUACUUGGGACCCAAAGAUUCUGUUGCGAAGGGUGAAGCCUUAUGGCGGUUAGCACAUACUGCCGUUGCUACCUCGUGGCAAUCACUCAUCUCACACCGCGGCCCGUAUGAUGCAUGUAAAGGCGUUCAGCUCCUCAUCACUGCCCUUUUAGGACAGAUUUACGGUGCAUUGUCCAAGAACCGACUUAUCCGCACUACGAGUCAAGUCUUUCGUCCACUCGGAUUCUUUUGGGCUAGGCAUUGCGGCAUGUUAGGUAGCGAGCCUUUCUCAAAGGAAAGCUUACCAUUUCCCAACGCCUCAAUGGAGGAGAAGGAACAAAAAUGGCGGACCUGGGCUGCAAGAGAGAUUCAACAGCGCGCACUACUCGCGUACCAUAUCCAUGACGGGCUCGUCGCACAGAUGUCUGGAGAUGGGACUUCCACUCGCCAUGUUGCCAAUCCUCUUAGCCUCCCUAGCAGUGAAGCUGCAUUUGACGCCAGUAGUGCAGACGAAUGGCUGGUUCAUAUGAACUCUCAAAGACCCGAUCAACCAUCCUUUCGGUUGGUUUUCCGCUCUCUUUUCCCUCCGGUUAGCAGCUUUCGGCCUCUGGAUUAUCAACUUUCUGCCUUCGCCCUUCGAGUUGUCCUUGAAGGCCUACAAUCUCUGGUAUCGGACUCAGACGAGGAUGACCUUGUCGCUGUGGGUGUUCCAAGCCGUUCGGAUGUGAGGAGAGCUCUGGCUCAAGUGCACGAGACCGUCUCCAUGAGCAUCCAUCUUUCCUCUCCAGAAAGGCUCGAGGUCCUUCUGCGUUGGCACACGAUAUGUCUCGACACUAUGAUUAACUCGACCGUUCUUUGUAGGUAUGUUUGCACUUGUUACGACAUUGCGCAACACGUGUCUGGGGGCUCUCGAACAGUCAAGCCUGGAUUCGAUAUGACGAAAUGGGUCAGCACGUCUGAUGCACGUCGUGCCCUGCUGCAUGCCAUUGCGAUUCAAGACAUCAUCGAACAACUUCCUCGGGGACGGGCUCAUGUAAUUCAUAUGCCAAGCUCCCUCUUCGCUGCAGCGACAAUCUAUGUUGUGUUCUCGCUGGCUGGGAUUGCAACAAUUAACCUCCCACAUACCAUUGUUUGGCAGGACGCACUUCUUUCACACGCCGAUUUGAACCUAGGCUGCGACAAUAUUCGGUCAUCUGCUGGCUCGGAAACAAGACGUUUUGUUGAAGAAGGCCAAACUUAUUCUCCGCCCGGUUUAGGGGCUGUGAGGAACUUACUGUACGAAAUGAACUCGAUGCAAAAGCUUUUUCGCUGUUUAAUAUCCCAGUGGGGCAUUGCUCAUGAUAUGGAAGAAAUCAUCAACCAUUGGAUUACACUGUGUCACUGA
Aspergillus alliaceus is the source of this 2148-nucleotide messenger RNA. Its product is annotated as C2H2 type zinc finger domain protein. The record is from RefSeq and is a predicted model, not a curated record. Gene Ontology annotation, cellular component: chromatin. Lineage: Eukaryota; Fungi; Ascomycota; Eurotiomycetes; Eurotiales; Aspergillaceae. Gene Ontology annotation, biological process: regulation of transcription by RNA polymerase II; DNA-templated transcription. The transcript has 7 exons. The coding region runs from base 1 to 2148 and encodes 715 amino acids. Gene Ontology annotation, molecular function: DNA-binding transcription factor activity, RNA polymerase II-specific; RNA polymerase II cis-regulatory region sequence-specific DNA binding; zinc ion binding.